Messenger RNA from Populus euphratica (Euphrates poplar), 1332 nucleotides. Its product is annotated as serine/threonine-protein kinase tricorner-like. Lineage: Eukaryota; Viridiplantae; Streptophyta; Magnoliopsida; Malpighiales; Salicaceae. Gene Ontology annotation, biological process: protein phosphorylation. The coding region runs from base 1 to 1008 and encodes 335 amino acids. The record is from RefSeq and is a predicted model, not a curated record. Gene Ontology annotation, molecular function: ATP binding; protein serine/threonine kinase activity. The transcript has 9 exons.
AUGGGAGAAUUAUACGAGGCUGAAUUGGCAGUAGUUAUUGAUAGCAGACUAUCACUAGAAUUUUCUCAGAGAAUCAACGUAUUGCUCAGCUUUCCCUUUUCUUUACUCAGAGAACGUUCUCCAUGCAGGGACAUAAAACCAGAUAACCUGAUACUGGACAAAAAUGGCCAUUUAAAGCUUUCCGAUUUUGGCUUGUGCAAACCCUUAGAUAAGUAUUCAAAUUUACUAGAAAAUGAAGAUAUUUCUACCCAGGAAGUGUCGAAUGAAUCUGGAGGGCAUUCUGCCAGUGAGAGACCCCCUUGGUUGAUGCCAAAAGAGAAAUUGCAACAAUGGAAACGUAAUCGCCGUGCAUUGGCUUAUUCAACUGUUGGAACUCUUGAUUAUAUGGCACCUGAAGUGCUGUUGAAGAAGGGAUAUGGAAUGGAGUGCGAUUGGUGGUCCCUUGGUGCAAUCAUGUAUGAGAUGCUUAUAGGCUAUCCUCCCUUCUGCUCUGAUGAUCCAAGGAUCACAUGCCGCAAGAUAAUCAAUUGGAAAACAUGUCUCAAAUUCCCCGAGGAUCCAAAGAUAUCAAGCGAGGCCGAAGAUCUUAUUUGCCACUUGCUCUGUGAUGUUGAGACAAGGCUGGGGACCAGAGGGGUUGAAGAAUUGAAGGCGCAUCCAUGGUUCAGAUGCACUCAGUGGGAUUUGCUGUAUGAAUCGGAAGCUGCAUAUAAGCCUACAGUCAUUGGAGAUUUGGAUACUCAGAACUUUGAGAAGUUUCCUGAUUUGGAAGGCCCACCAUCAACAAUACCAAGUGUGGGACCUUGGAGGAAGAUGUUGACAUCAAAAGAUACCAAUUUUAUUGGAUUUACUUAUAAGAAAUCAGACGUCCUUAAAUCACUGGAAAGUUCAGGUACAGACAUGAAAUUGAAUGAAUCCUCGAAAGCUGCAUCUCUAAUUUCCUUGUUCGGUCAGAUCGAACUUGAAGAGACUGUAAUAUCAGAAUGUGAGCAGAAGCCGGAAACGUGAGAUCCAGCUAUCACACUUUGCCGCAAGUGUUGUCGGUAUUCCUAGUUUUGCAAUGAGAAUAAUCUACAAAUGGGAGAAUUAUACGAGGCUGAAUUGGCAGUAGUUGUAUGAAGACAGGAACAAGCACACCAUCAGCUUAAGGGGUUGAUGUGUUCUGCGGCUACAAUGAUUUUUGCUUACACGAAUGUUUUGGUACUUUAGACAAGUAAAUAGUUCAAUCCAAUUCUAAAAAGAGCUGUCUUAGUGCUUAAUUUUCCUUUACACGAGUCAGGGCCAAGUAAAAAGGCUACCUUUGAGCUGAGCUAUAAAACCCGACCUGGUUAA